GGACAGCAGCAGCACUAGCACCGGCGGCGCAGACUCUCGCUAUGGCACAGACUCACCUGCAGGGAGUGGAGAUCUCAGCGGCUCAGUUUCUGGAAAUCUGGCGUCAUUACGAUACAGAUGGCAAUGGCUUCAUUGAAGGCAAAGAACUGCAGGACUUUAUACUGGAGCUCCAGCAAGCCAGGAAGAAGGCAGGGCUGGAUUUAUCAGAGCAAAUGAAAGCCUUUGUGGAUCAGUAUGGACAAAGCAGCGAUGGAAAGAUUGGAAUAGCAGAGCUGGCUCAGAUCUUACCCACCGAAGAGAACUUCUUGUUGUUCUUUAGGCAGCAGUUGAAGUCAAGCGAGGAGUUCAUGCAGUCAUGGAGAAGAUAUGAUACUGAUCACAGUGGCUUUAUAGAGACGGAUGAACUGAAGAGCUUCCUUAAAGACUUGCUAAAGAAGGCAAACAAACCCUGUGAAGAGUCAAAGUUAGAAGAAUACACACAUACCAUGCUGAGGAUGUUUGAUACCAAUAACGAUGGAAAACUGGGCCUUACAGAACUGUCAAUGUUACUUCCCGUGCAAGAGAAUUUCCUUCUAAAAUUCCAGGGUGUCAAAAUGUGUGGAAAAGAAUUCAAUAAAGUGUUUGAGUUAUAUGAUAAGGACGGCAACGGCCAUAUGGAUGAAAAUGAACUGGACGACUUGCUGAAAGAUCUCUGCGAGAAGAAUAAAAAGGACCUGGACAUUAACAGCCUUUCAACGUACAAGAAGAGUAUCAUGGCCUUGUCGGACGGGGGGAAACUUUACCGGGCGGAAUUGGCGCUGGUACUUUGUGCGGAUGAAAACUAACAGCUCGGGAUCCUCCCUACACUUAAACUGAUCUACUGUGCACUAUGAACAUAAUAGGCUCUAACUUAGUUCUUUUUCUAUCUAACUGCAUAUAGAGCAAGUAUAGUCAACCAGCUACUCUCCUGCUGCUGAACUACACUUCCCAGAAACCUUUAUCCGUACUGGGAGUUAAAGGGACACUAUCGUCAGAAAUAAAGUGUGUUACUUGUGCCUGGAUAAAAUGUGCGUCAUGUUAGUAAAAUAGAUUAGUGUAAACAAAGCAUUAAGGCGCUUUCCUGAUACAAAGCAACAGAUUUUAUGGCUCAGAUUCUAGUUACUUUUAUAUGACUGUAUUCUUGGUGGUCAUAAAUUCAAGGGCAAAAUUACAAACACAAGAUUAAGUGCAAAUGAACUCUAUUCACAUAAAGACCAGUAACGGAACUUGGUGGGGGCAGGCCCUGGUGCGGGCCAUGCAGCCGGGCCCGCCCCCACCCUCGUCUGCGUGAUUUUUCUCUGACGCUGCGGCUGACUCCAGCCGACUCCAGCCGACUCCAGCCGGCUGCAGCGUGCGAUCUACCGGGGCCCUGCGGGGGUGCGGGCCCUGGCCCAGUUGCACCCCCUGCUCCCCGGUAGUUAUGCCCCUGAAAAAGACGCUUGCCCCAUACAUGCUCCUAGCAACGACUGGCGAGAAGCAACCAUCCGCCUGUCCAGCCUGCUCAGAUGAAUAGCAUAUAAAUACGGGUAUGGGACCUGUUAUCCAGAAUACUUGGGACCUGGGGUUUUCCAGAUAAUGGAUAUUUCUGUAAUUUGGAUCUUCAUACCUUAAGUCUACUAGAAAAUCAUGUAAACAUGAAUUAAACCCAAUAGGAUUGUUUUGCCUCUGAUACUGAUCCAUUAUAUCUUAGUUGGGAUCAAGUACAAGGCACUGUUUUAUUUUUACAGAGAAAAAGGAAAGCAUUUUUAGAAAUUUGGAUAAAAUGCAGUCUAUGGGAGACGGACUUUCUGGAUAACGGACUUCCGGAUAACGGAUCCCAUACCUGUACACGCAUGGAGGCCAGGCAACCAUGAAACUACUGGCAGGCUAGAAUCUGCAAUAAUGCUGGUAUUCUAGAGAAAAAAAUGUGCAUUUGGUUAAAAAGACAAAGACAUCUUGCACUUUAUCUGAAGCACAUUUUUACAAUACUGUAAAUUUUAAAGCUCAGUGUCAUUUAUAAACACUAGGCCGAUUUGCGCCGGGGCAGUAACCCAUGGCAACCAAUCAGAUUCUUGCUUUCAUUUUUCUACCUGCGACUGGCUGAAAAAAAAAACCUAAUCACCUAUUGGUUGCUGUGGCUUAAUGCUUAGGGGCAGGGAUAUGUUAGGGAUCAUGGCAUCUGUGUAGGUAAUAUGGAAACUGCCCAGUACAGGUAUGGGACCUGUUAUCCAGAAUGCUCGGGACCUGGGGUUUUCCCGCAUAACGGAUAUUUCCGUAAUAUGGAUCUUCAUACCUUAAAUCUACUAAGAAAAUCAUAUAAACUUUAAAUAAACCCAAUAGGCUGGUUUUGCCUCAAAUAAGGAUUAUUAUAUCUUAGUUGUGAUCAACUAAAAGCUACUGUUUUAAUUAUUACAGAGAAAACAGAAAUCAUUUUUAGAAAUUUGGAUAAAACAGAGUUUAUGGCAGAUGGCCUUCCAGUAAAUCGGAGCUUUCUAAAUAAAGGGUUUCCGGAUAACAGAUCCCAUACCUGUACUAACAAAAAGUGCAUAAAAAGGGAUUUUUUUAGGGAUGAUAGUAUCCCCUUCCAGUUCAGCAGCAGAGAGAGAACAAUCACUUAGUUUUGCUUUCUAUAGAGAAUUAGCCAGGGUGUUCUGCAACUCCUCGUUUUAUUCUGGUUUGUUUCUAUACUGUUUGUAAUGUACAGUUUUUUGUAACUACGCUAAAGAACAAAUAAGAGGGACUUUGUUUAGAGCCAGAAUGUAUAUUUGAACAAAAACAAAUUAUGUAAAAAAAUUGUUUGUUUUUUUUUGCUUUCCUGAAAAUUUCACAGCUAAACCAGAGGGGGAAUGAUUAACCCUCGCUUUGCCACUCUUCUGAUCACUUCUGUUAUUGAAUUCAGAGAAAAUGAAGCAGGAUUGCACGGCAGUGCUAUAUACAUUAUAUAUAUUUACUGAAUCAGCGGGUUUUUACAUUCUAAGCUGCACGAAAAUAAAAUAUAUUCUUCAUUCUAAAGGCAUAAUAAAUAUAUAGCUAUGUAUAGUCCUACAAAUAGCAAUACAGGGUUAUUUUAGAAUAUUGCCAGAGACUCUAUUUUGUGAUGUAGUUGUUUUCCGGAGCAAUGGAAUAUGGCAGUCUGCAUGUUCAGCUUCUCACACUUAAAAGGAUAAUGCACUUUUCGCACCCACUCAAAAAUGCCCUUCUAGUGUAACUGCAACUCCCAGCAUCUCUUAAUAGCCUUAUGAUUUUCAAGGCAUGCUGGGAGCUGAUGUGGAGCAAGAGCUGGAGACCCAUUGGUCGGACAUGCUUAAAAGAAAGCAAUUUUAGUAUAUAAUAGUAUUAUAAACAGCAGAUCAAAUUCUUUGAGAUCAUUUAUAUGAAAAGUGUGCAAAUAUAUGUGCCAACUGAAGACCAGGCUGAGGCUCAACAACACUAUCCACUUGUACAUCACGUGCAAAUUCUGUGCAAAACAACUAACCCCCCCUCUUUUUUUUAAUGAUUUGCACUCAUUUGAGAUCUGUGAUGAGUAUUCUCUCAAACUGAUGUUUUUACACCAUGUUCUCUGUGUUCUGCAAUAAAAUGCAAUGCAUAAAACAUG
Molecule: messenger RNA, 3592 nt
Organism: Xenopus laevis (African clawed frog)
Lineage: Eukaryota; Metazoa; Chordata; Amphibia; Anura; Pipidae
Gene: calb1.L
Product: calbindin 1 L homeolog
Biological process (GO): regulation of presynaptic cytosolic calcium ion concentration; regulation of cytosolic calcium ion concentration; regulation of long-term synaptic potentiation
Cellular component (GO): neuron projection; terminal bouton; nucleus
Molecular function (GO): calcium ion binding
Source: RefSeq, marked provisional